CCCAGGCGCCCGGGAACUUUUUUUUUUUAAUUUUUUGUCAUUGGUCACUCAGUAGGGAGGGGCAAGGAUGCCACCUCAGGUAAAGACCCUUCACUGGUUGGACCUGCGAGAGAAGAAAGCUGAUUCUUGGGCUUUGUGUCCUGGUCCCUUAAGGGGUGGAGACUUGUGUCCUGGCACAAGACUGGGGCUGUCGAAACCCGAGAGGGCGGGGCUCCUUACCAGGUGUGCAGGAAGCAGAGCCACCCUAUUGUAACUGGUCCCUCUGAGGAGGUGGUCGCCAGAGCACAUCUCUCUUACUUCAGGCAUUGUUGUACAUGUAAUCCCAAUACCAAGAAUGCAUCUCAGACCCCUCUGUAUUUCACGUGACAAGAACACCUAAUCCAGACUGGUUUAAGAAAAAAAAAAAAAAAGGAUUUUCUUGGCUCGUAACUGAAAUUCUGGAGUUGGGUUUGGCAAAGCAUGCCUGGUUCAGGGCUCGGGAGGUGAUUAGAGUCCAUUUCUUGGCUUUGGGUGUUUUUUCUUUUGCUGUUAUUGACUGGUUUUUGCAGGCUCUUCUCAUGUUUGUGAGUUGGAUUCCAGCAAUUGUUUGGGCAAUGUAUAUCCAGGUUUGAAUCUAAGUGGAAAAGAGUGAGCAUUCUUGUCCUCACUUUGCAGGGAGCCUCCUGAGAUUUUUCCUGUGACCAGACCAGUCUGGUCAUGUAUCCAGUGUGUACUGGUGACUGUCGGCAGGGAGCGGUGGCCCUGGUGCCAUGUAGUCCUCAGAGGAGGGUUGGUGGGAAGUUUCCAGAGAAGAAUAAUCAUGGGCCAGACUGGGAAGAAAUCUGAGAAGGGACCGGUUUGUUGGCGCAAGCGUGUAAAAUCAGAGUACAUGCGACUGCGGCAGCUCAAGCGGUUCAGGCGGGCUGACGAAGUGAAGAGUAUGUUUAGUUCCAAUCGUCAGAAAAUUUUGGAAAGAACGGAAAUCUUAAACCAAGAAUGGAAGCAGCGAAGGAUACAGCCUGUGCACAUCCUGACUUCUGUGAGCUCAUUGCGCGGGACCAGGGAGUGUUCAGUGACCAGUGACUUGGAUUUUCCAACACAAGUCAUCCCAUUAAAGACUCUGAAUGCUGUUGCUUCAGUACCCAUAAUGUAUUCUUGGUCUCCCCUACAGCAGAAUUUUAUGGUGGAAGAUGAAACUGUUUUACAUAAUAUUCCUUACAUGGGGGAUGAAGUUUUAGACCAGGAUGGGACUUUCAUUGAAGAACUAAUAAAAAAUUAUGAUGGAAAAGUACAUGGGGAUAGAGAAUGUGGGUUUAUAAAUGAUGAAAUUUUUGUGGAGUUGGUGAAUGCUCUUGGUCAGUACAAUGAUGAUGAUGAUGAUGAUGAUGGAGAUGAUCCUGAUGAAAGAGAAGAAAAACAGAAAGAUCUAGAGGAGAACAGAGAUGAUAAAGAAAGCCACCCACCUCGGAAAUUUCCUUCUGACAAAAUUUUUGAAGCCAUUUCCUCAAUGUUUCCAGACAAGGGCACAGCAGAAGAACUAAAGGAAAAGUAUAAAGAGCUCACCGAACAGCAGCUCCCGGGCGCCCUUCCUCCUGAAUGUACCCCGAACAUAGACGGACCAAAUGCUAAAUCUGUUCAGAGGGAGCAAAGCCUGCAUUCAUUUCAUACACUUUUCUGUAGGCGAUGUUUUAAAUAUGACUGCUUCCUACAUCGUAAGUGCAGUUAUUCUUUUCAUGCAACACCCAAUACUUACAAGCGGAAGAACACAGAGACGGCUCUAGACAACAAACCGUGUGGCCCGCAGUGUUACCAGCACUUGGAGGGAGCAAAGGAGUUCGCUGCCGCCCUCACCGCGGAGCGGAUCAAGACCCCGCCGAAGCGGCCCGGCGGCCGCAGGAGAGGCAGGCUCCCCACCAACAGCAGCCGGCCCAGCACCCCCACCAUCAACGUGCUGGAGUCCAAGGACACAGACAGUGACAGGGAAGCAGGGACCGAGACGGGCGGGGAGAACAACGAUAAAGAGGAGGAGGAGAAAAAGGACGAGACUUCCAGCUCCUCCGAAGCGAAUUCUCGGUGUCAAACGCCAAUAAAGAUGAAGCCCAACAUUGAGCCUCCGGAGAACGUGGAGUGGAGUGGUGCUGAGGCCUCGAUGUUCAGGGUCCUCAUCGGCACAUAUUAUGACAAUUUCUGUGCCAUUGCUAGGCUCAUUGGGACCAAAACUUGUCGACAGGUGUAUGAGUUUCGCGUCAAAGAAUCGAGUAUCAUAGCUCCGGCCCCGGCCGAGGAUGUGGACACCCCGCCGAGGAAGAAGAAGAGGAAACACCGGUUGUGGGCUGCCCACUGCAGAAAGAUACAGCUGAAAAAGGACGGCUCCUCCAACCACGUUUACAACUACCAGCCCUGUGACCAUCCACGGCAGCCUUGUGACAGUUCGUGCCCUUGUGUGAUAGCACAAAAUUUUUGUGAAAAGUUUUGUCAAUGUAGUUCAGAGUGUCAGAACCGCUUCCCCGGCUGCCGCUGCAAAGCUCAGUGCAACACGAAGCAGUGUCCGUGCUACCUGGCCGUGCGCGAGUGCGACCCCGACCUGUGCCUCACGUGCGGCGCCGCCGACCACUGGGACAGCAAGAACGUGUCCUGCAAGAACUGCAGCAUCCAGCGCGGCUCAAAGAAGCAUUUAUUGCUGGCACCAUCUGAUGUGGCAGGCUGGGGGAUUUUCAUCAAAGAUCCUGUACAGAAAAAUGAAUUCAUCUCGGAGUACUGUGGAGAGAUUAUUUCUCAAGAUGAAGCAGACAGAAGAGGGAAAGUGUAUGAUAAAUACAUGUGCAGCUUUCUGUUCAACUUAAACAAUGAUUUUGUGGUGGAUGCAACCCGCAAGGGUAACAAAAUCCGUUUUGCAAAUCAUUCAGUAAAUCCAAACUGCUAUGCAAAAGUUAUGAUGGUGAACGGCGAUCACAGGAUAGGGAUUUUUGCUAAGAGAGCCAUCCAGACGGGUGAAGAGCUGUUUUUUGAUUACAGAUACAGCCAGGCUGACGCCCUCAAGUACGUGGGCAUCGAAAGAGAAAUGGAAAUCCCUUGACGUCUGCUACCUCCUCCUUCCCCUCCUCCUUUCUGGAACAGCUGCCUUAGCUUCAGGAACCUCGAGUACUGUGGGCAAUUUAGAGAAAUAAAAUGCAGUUUGAAAUUCUGAAUUUGCAAAGUACUGUAAGAAUAAUUUAUAGUAAUGAGUUUAAAAAUCAACUUUUUAUUGCCUUCUCACCAGCUGCAGAGUGUUUUGUACCAGUGAAUUUUUGCAAUAAUGCAGUAUGGUACAUUUUUCAACUUUGAAUAAAGAAUACUUGAACUUCC
This is a messenger RNA of Mirounga angustirostris (Northern elephant seal), 3324 nucleotides long. It is a transcript of the gene EZH2, whose product is annotated as enhancer of zeste 2 polycomb repressive complex 2 subunit. The transcript is spliced from 20 exons. Gene Ontology annotation, cellular component: nucleus; ESC/E(Z) complex. Gene Ontology annotation, biological process: heterochromatin formation. NCBI's taxonomy places the organism in Eukaryota, Metazoa, Chordata, Mammalia, Carnivora, Phocidae. The record is from RefSeq and is a predicted model, not a curated record. Gene Ontology annotation, molecular function: histone H3K27 methyltransferase activity; chromatin binding; protein binding. Bases 800 to 3055 code for a protein of 751 amino acids.